GGAGUAACUGUGCUCUCGCUGCCGCCUUUCUCCUUCUCCUCCCGCCGCUGCCACCGCUGAGACGUGCGGUCUCGGACGCCCGGGGCUGAGCCCGCGUGCGCCGCGCCCUGUGGCUCGGCUUGGGGCAGAGGACUCGCCCCGACCCUCCCGCGGAGGGCCCCCUACCCUCCGCUUUCUCGUAGUCUGGCGGCCCCGCGGCUUCUUCCUAACAGCCUUGGACUGAGUCCCCUUGAGUCUGGGACCCUCCCGUCGCCCUCUAAGGAGGAGUGGACACCUGCCGCUGUAUUCCCCUAAAACGGGGGUUUCUCUCUGCCGAUUCCUCACACCCACACUGACGACCGAGAGCUGCACUGUCCCGUUUUGCUUUCUUUUCCAACUCGAGAACCUUCCGACCACCGCUAGUUCCUACUGGUCCCUGCCCCUACCCCCGUCCACGCUCACAGGGAGACAUCCUUCAGCCCCAUACAGACAGGGCCUGGGUCGGUGCCUGCGGGCCCCGUCUUGGUCACACCACCUCUCUGAUACUCCUCAUCCUCCGUCCUCUUCCCCCUCGGUCCGCUUGUCACCCCUUGGAGCCUCCGCCUGACCAGGGGCUAUGAGUACCCCCUACCCCAGGAUGUGAGCCUCUUUAACCUGUAAUGCUGUGGCUGGCCUUUGGCCCCUUCCAUGCCAUGGAGAACCAGGUGCUGGUGAUUCGCAUCAAGAUUCCAAAUAGGGGCGCAGUGGACUGGACAGUGAACUCCGGGCCGCAGUUACUCUUCAGGGAUGUGCUGGAUGUGAUAGGCCAGGUUCUGCCUGAAGCAACCACCACAGCAUUUGAAUAUGAAGAUGAAGAUGGUGAUCGGAUUACAGUGAGAAGUGAUGAAGAAAUGAAGGCAAUGCUGUCAUAUUAUUAUUCCACAGUAAUGGAGCAGCAAGUAAAUGGACAGUUAAUAGAGCCUCUGCAGAUAUUUCCAAGAGCCUGCAAGCCUCCUGGGGAACGGAACAUACAUGGCCUGAAGGUGAAUACGCGGGCCGGACCCUCUCACCACAGCAGCCCAGCAGUCUCAGAGGCACUUCCAAGCAAUAGCUUAAAGAAGUCUUCUGCUGAACUGAAAAAAAUACUAGCCAAUGGCCAGAUGAAUGAACAAGACAUACGGUAUCGAGACACUCUUGGUCAUGGCAACGGAGGCACAGUCUACAAAGCAUAUCAUGUCCCAAGUGGGAAAAUACUAGCUGUAAAGGUCAUACUACUAGAUAUUACACUGGAACUUCAGAAGCAAAUUAUGUCUGAAUUGGAAAUUCUUUAUAAGUGUGAUUCAUCAUAUAUCAUAGGGUUUUAUGGUGCAUUUUUUGUGGAAAACAGGAUUUCAAUAUGUACAGAAUUCAUGGAUGGGGGAUCUUUGGAUGUAUACAGAAAAAUUCCAGAGCACGUCCUUGGAAGGAUUGCAGUAGCUGUUGUGAAAGGCCUUACCUAUUUGUGGAGUUUAAAGAUUUUACAUAGAGAUGUGAAGCCCUCCAAUAUGCUAGUAAACACAAGAGGACAGGUCAAGCUGUGUGAUUUUGGAGUUAGCACUCAGCUGGUGAAUUCUAUAGCCAAGACGUAUGUUGGAACAAAUGCUUAUAUGGCACCUGAAAGAAUUUCAGGGGAGCAGUAUGGAAUCCAUUCUGAUGUAUGGAGCUUAGGAAUCUCUUUCAUGGAGCUUGCUCUUGGGAGGUUUCCAUAUCCUCAGAGAGCUCUGCUGCCCUGGAAACAGGCUGAAGGAACUUUGGAAAAGAUUCAGAAAAACCAGGGAUCUUUAAUGCCUCUCCAGCUUCUGCAGUGCAUUGUUGAUGAGGAUUCGCCCGUCCUUCCGGUUGGAGAGUUCUCCGAGCCAUUUGUACAUUUCAUCACUCAGUGCAUGCGAAAACAGCCAAAAGAAAGGCCAGCACCUGAGGAACUGAUGGGCCACCCGUUCAUUGUGCAGUUCAACGAUGGAAACGCCACAGUGGUGUCCAUGUGGGUGUGCAGGGCGCUGGAGGAGAGACGGAGCCAGCAGGGGCCCCCCUGAGGCCUCGGUGGGGCGCUGAAAGCCAGGACUGGUCACCAAGGAGAAAGCCCACCUGUCACGCCCCCCUUUGGUUUGCUCUCUGUAGCAGAAGAGCUUUGCUGGGCCUGAGCUUCCCUGCUCUCACCCUCGACUGUGCUGGCAGAUGCCCUGGCCUAGGGAGCCGUCGGGGGAGCCAGCCCUGGCCAGGGGGAGCCCUCACCCCUCCAGCUGGGAGGCACCGACUGAGAGGAAGGCCGAAGGUUGGAGGCAUCGAGAACAGAGGCUUCCUCUGCCGCCGCCCCUCUUCCUUCUUCCUAACGUUUUUUCUGUAAAGGGUCAGGU
Pteronotus mesoamericanus is the source of this 2351-nucleotide messenger RNA. It is a transcript of the gene MAP2K5, whose product is annotated as mitogen-activated protein kinase kinase 5. The record is from RefSeq and is a predicted model, not a curated record. Gene Ontology annotation, molecular function: protein binding; ATP binding; MAP kinase kinase activity. The coding region runs from base 639 to 2030 and encodes 463 amino acids. NCBI's taxonomy places the organism in Eukaryota, Metazoa, Chordata, Mammalia, Chiroptera, Mormoopidae. The transcript is spliced from 23 exons. Gene Ontology annotation, biological process: MAPK cascade; protein phosphorylation.